CUCGCCGCAUGAUUUUCCUCGUCGCCUCCGGCAUGAUCUUCGGCUUUUUGCUCCCCGCCACGCGCGCGCUCCUGUACGAGGACGGCGGCUCCGCCUUCGCCGUCGUCGCCGGCGGCUUCGCCUUCCUCUCCGCCGUCGCCGUCUUCGUCGAGCGACGAUGUCAUCUCCGCGCCGUCGCCGCCGCCGACCCCUCCGCGCGGUCCCACGUCGCUCGCGCCGCUCGACUCGCCGCCGCUCGACUCGCCGUCCCCGCCCCGCGUCCGCGUCCCGUCGACGCGCGACCUUCGCCUUUGCCCUCGCGCGCGUGAAAACACUUCAGACUUUUUUUCCCGCCAAAAAGCGAGUCGACGUCAUGGCGAACGCGUCGCGCGUCAUCGCGUCACUCUCCCGCGCGUGUCAUCGCGCUUCGCGCGCCGCGACCGACGCGCGCGACGCGCCUCGGACGCUCGCGUCGACGACGCCCGCCCCUUCGCGCGUCGCGAUCGCGCGUCGAAUCGCACGCGCGAUCGAUUCGAAUCGAUUGUUUAAACAAUCUUAUCGCGUCGCGUCGCGAUCGCGAUCGCGCGGCGCGACGCGAUGUCGAGCGCGCGCGCGACGACGCGCGCGACGAUCGCGUCGAGGUCGGUGACGGCGAGGCGCGCGCUCGGCGCGAGGGCGGCGCGAAAGACGACGCGGCGACGCGCGAAGGGCGACGAGGCGACGACGGCGGAGACAGCGCUGGCGGCGACGAAUCCGACGGAUAAAAAGUACGUCGCGUUGAACGGGGUGAAACUGGUCGUGGACUUUGAGAUGCACUACGAGACGAAGUUUGGGGAGACGGUGUGCGUGCUGGGGAGCCACGAGGCGAUGGGGGCGUGGGAAUUGGAGCGGGCGACGGCGCUGGAGUGGCACGAGGGGUCGGUUUGGAAGCUGAGCGUGGAGUUGCCGGCGGGGGGGGUGUUCUUUUACAAGUACAUCGUCAAGGGCGCGAACGGUGAGGUGUUGCGGUGGCAAGACGGAAGUAACUCCAUGCUCGUGCUUCCGGAGAGCUGGAACGUGCCGAACGGAUCGCACUACCUCGUCGAGGAUAACUUUGCGGGCGUGCCGAACGAAACGACGGAGAUUUCCGAACACUUGCUCGCGGGUAAGCUCGUGGACGCGCAAGGCGAAAAGACGCAAUUGUUGCAACAACUCGAGGUGCAAAAGACGAUGACGCAAACCGCGCUCGAAGAACUUUUGCUCGCGCGCGAAGAUCUCGCCAGAGCGCAAUCAAAGUUGUUGUCGGCGUCUUCCGAAACCGCCGCCUACGACGUCAACAAUGGCAACCAAAACGGAUUCUCCCGCUAA
Molecule: messenger RNA, 1326 nt
Organism: Ostreococcus lucimarinus CCE9901
Lineage: Eukaryota; Viridiplantae; Chlorophyta; Mamiellophyceae; Mamiellales; Bathycoccaceae
Exons: 1
Coding region: 577-1326 (249 amino acids)
Cellular component (GO): membrane
Molecular function (GO): starch binding
Source: RefSeq, a predicted model, not a curated record